Parnassius mnemosyne (clouded apollo) is the source of this 498-nucleotide messenger RNA. Lineage: Eukaryota; Metazoa; Arthropoda; Insecta; Lepidoptera; Papilionidae. The record is from the annotation of a GenBank genome assembly.
UUGCUACGGUCUGUAAUUAUAAUAGCUCUUCUUAUCAUUCAAAUUGUAAAUAAAAGUGAAGCAAUGAUACCGGCCUACUCCGUCUCAGCACUACGACUAGCAUUUGACGAAAUAUCGACAGUGUUGCCAGUUGCAAAUCAAUUAGCAUGCCUCCUAAUUCCUUUCCUUAUUAACUUGAUUAACAAUUUAAAUAACUUGUCUAACAUAGUUCAAAAUUUGACGCCAGCGAUAUUGCCAUACUUUGGUUGCACUUUGCCUCUACUUUACGCUACUUUGACAGAUCUAGCUUCAGUCUUAUUUUUAUAUAUCAGUGUUUUGAUAUCGCUAUUUAGGUCAAAUGUUUUGGCAGCACCAGGCCUUUUGUUGGGACUUGUUUUAGAAAUCCUUAAAUUAGUUUUAAGUCUGCUUACUGGCCUUUCAGACGGUAAAGGUUUGCUGACGGCCUUGAUUAAACUAAUUAAAAAUAUUCUAAUUGAACUAGAGAAAUUACUUAUUUAG